Closterium sp. Naga37s-1 is the source of this 4845-nucleotide messenger RNA. NCBI's taxonomy places the organism in Eukaryota, Viridiplantae, Streptophyta, Zygnematophyceae, Desmidiales, Closteriaceae. The record is from the annotation of a GenBank genome assembly.
AUGGCGCGCGCGUGGACCAUGGCGCGCGCGUGGACCAAGGCGCGCGCGUGGACCAAGGGCUCGCGCGUGGACCAAGGCGCGCGCGUGGACCAAGGCGCGCGCGUGGACCAAGGCGCGCGCGUGGACCAAGGCGCGCGCGUGGACCAAGGCGCGCGCGUGGACCAGGCGCGCGCGUGGACCAAGGCGCGCGCGUGGACCAAGGCGCGCGCGUGGACCAAGGCGCGCGCGUGGACCAAGGCGCGCGCGUGGACCAAGGCGCGCUCGUGGACCAAGGCGCGCGCGUGGACCAAGGCGCGCGCGUGGACCAAGGCGCGCGCGUGGACCAAGGCGCGCGCGUGGACCAAGGCGCGCGCGUGGACCAAGGCGCGCGCGUGGACCAAGGCGCGCGCGUGGACCAUGGCGCGCGCGUGGACCAAGGCGCGCGCGUGGACCAAGGCGCGCGCGUGGACCAAGGCGCGCGCGUGGACCAAGGCGCGCGCGUGGACCAAGGCGCGCGCGUGGACCAAGGCGCGCGCGUGGACCAAGGCGCGCGCGUGGACCAAGGCGCGCGCGUGGACCAAGGCGCGCGCGUGGACCAAGGCGCGCGCGUGGACCAAGGCGCGCGCGUGGACCAAGGCGCGCGCGUGGACCAAGGCUCGCGCGUGGACCAAGGCGCGCGCGUGGACCAAGGCGCGCGCGUGGACCAAGGCGCGCGCGUGGACCAAGGCGCGCGCGUGGACCAAGGCGCGCGCGUGGACCAAGUCGCGCGCGUGGACCAAGGCGCUCGCGUGGACCAAGGCGCGCUCGUGGACCAAGGCGCGCGCGUGGACCAAGGCGCGCGCGUGGACCAAGGCGCGCGCGUGGACCAAGGCGCGCGCGUGGACCAAGGCGCGCGCGUGGACCAAGGCGCGCGCGUGGACCAAGGCGCUCGCGUGGACCAAGGCGCGCGCGUGGACCAAGGCGCGCGCGUGGACCAAGGCGCGCGCGUGGACCAAGGCGCGCGCGUGGACCAAGGCGCGCGCGUGGACCAUGGCGCGCGCGUGGACCAUGGCGCGCGCGUGGACCAUGGCGCGCGCGUGGACCAAGGCGCGCGCGUGGACCAAGGCGCGCGCGUGGACCAAGGCGCGCGCGUGGACCAUGGCGCGCGCGUGGACCAUGGCGCGCGCGUGGACCAUGGCGCGCGCGUGGACCAUGGCGCGCGCGUGGACCAAGGCGCGCGCGUGGACCAUGGCGCGCGCGUGGACCAAGGCGCGCGCGUGGACCAAGGCGCGCGCGUGGACCAUGGCGCGCGCGUGGACCAAGGCGCGCGCGUGGACCAAGGCGCGCGAGUGGACCAAGGCGCGCGCGUGGACCAAGGCGCGCGCGUGGACCAAGGCGCGCGCGCGUGGACCAAGGCGCGCGCGUGGACCAAGGCGCGCGCGUGGACCAUGGCACGCGCGUGGACCAUGGCGCGCGCGUGGACCAAGGCGCGCGCGUGGUGGACCAAGGCGCGCGCGUGGACCAAGGCGCGCGCUCGGGCCAGGAUCAGCAGCAGCAGGCGGAGGCGGGGGAGGAGGAGUGGGAGCAGGAGGGGUGGGGGGAAAGGCAGGGGGGAAGGGCAGCAGGGCGGGGGUGACGGCAUUAGAGAGCAGUGCGCCACCGUUGGGAGGGGGGCAGUGGAGCAGACUGCAGAUGGAGCUGUUGAGUGACAUGCUGGCCGUUGCUGUGCGCGCCGGUGAACCCCUCGCUGCCUGGGCUGCUGCUGCUCGCCUGCUAAGAGGAUUCUACCCCCUCAUUCUGCCACAGAGCCAGGAAUCGUUGGCUCAAGCGCUCACAUCGGCCAGUGAGAGGCUGCCAGCUGGCACUCGCUGCCCUGACCUUGCGCUUCCCUUCGUCAGGUUCCAUGCGUUCGCAACAGCCCCCCAGCAGACCCAAGUCGUGAAGCGCACGCGAGGCAAGCGCGACUGGUGGGUGGGGGCGGGUGGGGGAGGCCCGUUCAUCUACACGCCCUUCACCACGCGGGCGGCCAACGUGAAACCCGACAUGGUGUGGAUCGUGGGCGAGGUGGCUCAAGUCAUCAUCGAGCUCUCCAACCCCUGCGCCUGCGCUGUCGAUAUCGAAUCCAUCUAUCUGAAUGUCGACGGGGAUUUUCAGCCGUUCCCCGCGUCGCUCUCUCUUCGGCCGAACACGUACUCUCAUCUGCUCACGCUCUCGGGCUUGCCGCGGUCGCCGGGGGUGAUUACCGUCCUGGGCUGUUUUCUGCAGUCGUUCGGGGUUCUUACGGACCAUCGAUUCGCCGACACGACGAUCACGACCGUUGCUGCGGCGGCAGGGAGCGCGGGAUCGGGAGCAGGGCUGCCGUUGAUUCCGGGCGUGGGCCUGGUAGAUCCGUUUUCGCCCGCUGCUGCUGCGUCUGUGGCUGCUAAUUCCGCUGCAGCAGCUGCUACAGCCACCCCUCUCUCCGCCCCCACUAUCUCUGCUACCUCCUCUCUCUCUGCAGCGGCAGCGGGUGUCGACACUGCGGUUAAGAGCGGUGCCAGCGCUGGGCGGGGAUUCUUGGCCUCUUCUCCCAUCCCGUCCACCUCUGUCCUGCCCGUGCUCGAUAUUUCUGUGCUGCCCGAGCUUCCACUAUUGGUUGCAACGGCGGAGGAUGGCGACGGGGCAGCUGCGGUUCUUUUCGACGGGGAGGUUCGAGAAAUCUCGGUCAAGCUGGUAAAUUCCAGUCGAGUGCCCGUAGUGGACGCAUUUGUUUCCGUUGCUGGCAGGCAAAAGCGGCACCUGAUCGUUCUCGGGCAGGAAAAACUUGCAGCAGCGCUGCCCCUGCUUCCGGGGGCUGCAGUCACCCUGCCCGUGAAAAUCGUGGCCCAGUUCCAACCAGAGAGUUCGGAAGAUGACGAGGAUGAUGUGGGAGGGGGGGAGGGCGGAGGGGGGGCAGAGCAGAGCACGAGCAGCAAGGAGGAAGAUACAGUGAACCUGGUCGUGCAUUACGCAGGCCCAGACAAAGACCCCGAGAGUGAUCCCGUCACCCCAGCAGCACCAACCCCUGUCUCCAAAUCCGCUACAGCCAGCAAGGAGAAGGAGAAGGAGAGGAAGGACGAUGCAGUGCCGGGGCGGCGGCUGUCGUUCCCCAUCAACCUGUGUGUGCGGCGGGGCCUGUCCCUCGUGCGCGCGCGCCUGCUUGUCACCGGAGGCGUCACUCCCGCCGUGCAAUCCGACGGGGGGGUCGCCAGCACUGGUGCUGCCGGUGGCGGUGCUGCUGGUGGUGGUGCCAACCUUGCUGCGUCUGGCCGUGGUGGUGGGGCCGAGGCAGGCUUAACGUGGGGUUCCCAGGCGAAAGGAGCGGGAGCGGGGGGAGGAGGGGCGGGAGUGAGGAAGGGAGUCGGAGAGAUGGAGGUGCCUGUGAGACAAGCCAAGGGGCUGCGGCUACUGGACCUUGAGGUGUGGAACGGCACUGACUCUGCCUUUGAUGUCUCCGUGCUCGUUGACCCCCCCGCCCCCCACGACCAACCCAGCACCCCCGCUGCUGCUACUGCCCCUGCUGCUGCUGCACCUCCCACUGGCGCAGCUGCAGGAGGAGCAACAAACACAUCCCCAGCAGCAUCAGCAGCAGCGUCGGCAUCAGCAGGGUCCCUGCUAGCGGCCAGUCUGCUCCCCCCGGCAUCCAACCUGCAGGCCUCUCUAGAGGAAGCUUCCCUCCUCGCCUCGGGCGGCUCUGUCUCCCACUCCCGCAUAGGACGAGACUGCGCCGCCCGCCUCCUCAUCCCGCUCGGCGGAUUCGAUUCCCUCCUGGGCUCCGAAGCAGAGGCCGCCCUGGCAGUACUCCACCACGAGGAGCAGACGGGCGGCGACACCACCGUGCGGCGCCAGCUGGCACUGGGCCUCGGGCCUAUCCCGUCGCCGUUCACAACCAUCAUCAAUGCGAUCUGCUCGCGGGUGAAGGUGCGGUGGCUGUCGGCACGGAAUUGCCGCGGGGAGGUGAGGAUCAGAGAGGCCGUAAGGGCCGUGGUGGAGAGCCAGGCCGUGGCGGUGCUGCUGCCUGAUCCCCUCGCGUUCUCCUUCCGAGUCACUGCUCCUCCUCUCACUGCUGCUGCUGCUGUUGGGGUUGGAAGUGCUGGGAGAGGUGGCAAUGAGCAGAGGGAAACGUCAGGGCUUGCGGCUGGUGAUGCUUGUGCUGCGAGGGAAGGAGGGAGUGGGGGAGGGGGGGCUGGGAAUGCAGACGGGGCAGCAGCCGGAGGGAGUGGAGGAGGCGGGGCGGGGUUCAGUGUGACGAGUGCGUUGGAGUUCACAACAGUAGAGCUGACAGUGACCAAUCAGAGCAAGGGCAAGCUGGCUGUGAGCGUGAGCGUGACGUGUCGCGACGUCACUGGCGAGACGUGCGUGGGAGAGGCCACUCAGAAGCAGCACGUCAUGUGGGCAGGCACACUAAACGGCAUCGACGGAACACUAGACCCCGGGCAGUCGCUGCACCACAAGCUGAGUCUCUGCUUCCUCGUACCAGGAGAGUACACGCUCUUUGCAGCCGCCGUGGUGGACAACCAGGGCCCCUCGCCCACCUCGCUGCUCACUUACAUCCCUCCCACCCAUGCACACCCCACAGGCACAUUGAACGGCAUCGACGCCACAUUGGACCCCGGCCAGUCCCUGCACCACAAGCUGAGUCUCUGCUUCCUCGUACCGGGAGAGUACACGCUCUUCGCAGCCGCGGUGGUGGACAACCAGGGCCCCUCGCCCACCACCCUGCUCGCCUCACACGCACAGUUAGCAGGGCGAGUGGGGCACACGCAGAACCCCAACCCGUGGUGGGCCGUGCUGGAUGCUAGCCGGCUCCCACAGACCAUCUGCUGCACCAGCCUGCCCCAUGCCAUCACUGUGCUCGGCGCUGCUUAG